AUGGAGGCCGAGGAGGCGAAGGCGGUGCUGCGGACGCCCAAGUGCUCCCGGUGCCGCAACCACGGCUUCGUGGUGCCGGUGAAGGGCCACGCGGGGCACUGCCGCUGGAAGCUGUGCCUCUGCGACAAGUGCGCCCUCAUCACCGAGCGCCAGAAGAUCAUGGCGGCCCAGAAGGCGCUGUGGCAGCAGGCGCCCGACCCGCUGGCCGGGGAGCCCGCGGGCCCCGCGCCCCGAAGCGACGGCCCCGCGGCGGCUGGAGCCCCGGAGCAGGGCGGCCCCGCGGCCGGCCGCGAGGCGACCAAGGGCACCCCGCCGGCCGGCGGCGAGGGCAAGGGCACGGUGCACCGGGGACCACCGCCGCCGCCUCCCGGCAGAGCUCCCCGCUGGGACUACGCUUACCGUGCUUUUCCUCCAGAAUACAUGGUUAACCCAGAAUACCCGGAGAGAGAACCUCUGAAGGUGUACCCUGGCCGUUCUGGGGUGUAUCCUUACCACCCAUUUCCCAUGGGAUUUGCCAUCAAUCAGUCAGGCUGUAGGGGAGCACCAUCACCACCAGGGAUAUCACUUCAAAGAGGUUUCCGACACAUUCCUAGCACCUACGGGCCAGGGAUUGCAGCUCCUCUGUCAAUUCCAGAUGGAGGUGGAGAUUUCCAUCAAGGAUAUUACACUCCUGUGCCUCAGUUUAUUCCGCCAGGUUUCCUGCCAGGGGUUCAUUACGUUCCACCUCCCCUUCCACUCAACGUGUUGGCUGAAACAACCAAGGAAACACGUGCUCCCGCAGCUGACAGCCAGGAUUCAGGGGUAGUUUCUGAACCUGGCCAACCAUCUUCCCCAGAAGAAACGAACAGAGACCAAACUGUAUACUCUGAACAUUAA
This is a messenger RNA of Dromaius novaehollandiae (emu), 876 nucleotides long. It is a transcript of the gene DMRTB1, whose product is annotated as DMRT like family B with proline rich C-terminal 1. The coding region runs from base 1 to 876 and encodes 291 amino acids. NCBI's taxonomy places the organism in Eukaryota, Metazoa, Chordata, Aves, Casuariiformes, Dromaiidae. Gene Ontology annotation, molecular function: DNA-binding transcription factor activity, RNA polymerase II-specific; RNA polymerase II cis-regulatory region sequence-specific DNA binding. Gene Ontology annotation, biological process: sex differentiation; regulation of transcription by RNA polymerase II; germ cell development. The transcript is spliced from 4 exons. Gene Ontology annotation, cellular component: nucleus. The record is from RefSeq and is a predicted model, not a curated record.